AUGGAAGACCACAGGCAGGCUAAUUGCAAUGUCAUUGGGGAACUAAUAAAAUCAAAAUACAUGUCAAUAAAGAGAGUAGACACACCACAUGACAUAAUCAACGACAUGCUAGAUGAUUUUGGUGUUUCAAUGGGGUACCAAAAAGCCUGGAGAGCAAGAGAAAAAGCUUUAGAAUUGGCAAGGGGAAACCAAGAUGAUUCAUACCAAAAACUUCCCAUCUACCUUCACAUGCUAAAAGUCUCGAACCCAGGUACAAUUACACACCUGGUUACAGACAAUACAGAUCACUUCAAAUAUAUGUACCUAGCAUUUGCAAAUUCGAUCAAAGGAUGGAAACACUGUAGGCCAGUCAUUGUGAUAGAUGGAACUUACUUGAAGACAUCAUUUGGGGGAACUUUAUUCACUGCUUCAACAAUGGAUGCUAACAACAACAUAUUCCCAUUAGCCUUUGGAAUAGGAGACUCUGAAAAUGAUUCAUCAUGGUUAUGGUUUUUCACAAAGCUAAAGAAGACAUAUGGAGAAAGAGAAGGUAUGGCAAUCAUUUCAGACAGGCAUAAAAGCAUAGAAAAUGCGAUAGACGAUGUAUACCCAAAAGCUUUCCAUGGAGCAUACAUAUUCCACAUGUUAAACAACAUCAAAGUCAAUUUUGGUGUCCAUGGGGAGGACCUAAACCUAAACUUUGUCAAAGCAGCAAAGGCAUACAGGGUACAAUCAUUUGAGCACUACAUGCAUGAAAUAGACAAGAUUGACACACGCAUAAGACCGUAUUUACAAAAAAUUAGAUAUUCAACUUGGUCUAGAUGCCAUGCUCCAACAAGAAGAUAUACAAUGAUGACAUCAAAUAUAGCUGAAUCAAUAAAUGCUGCAUUGAAAGCUGCAAGAACGCUGCCAAUCACUACAAUGAUGGAGGGCCUUCGAAGUUUAGUUCAAAAAUGGGUAUGGAAAAAUGAUAACGAAGCAAGCGGAACAUUCACACAAGUAACAACAGAUACUGAAACUGUGCUUAGAGAAAACUUUAUUCAUGCCAUUAAAUUUCAGGUACCUGACAUAUAUUGA
This is a messenger RNA of Humulus lupulus (European hop), 1056 nucleotides long. RefSeq lists its product as uncharacterized. Bases 1 to 1056 code for a protein of 351 amino acids. The transcript has 2 exons. The record is from RefSeq and is a predicted model, not a curated record. NCBI's taxonomy places the organism in Eukaryota, Viridiplantae, Streptophyta, Magnoliopsida, Rosales, Cannabaceae.